AUGUGCUCUCUCGUGAACAAUGCAGUGAAUCAACAAAAGGAUACUUUUGAAAAGAGAGAAAAGGCACGUAAAAGUACCAACACGAGAAGAGCCAAGUUGGUCGAGGAAGGCAAGUGUUCCGAGUGUGGUCAUGUCAUGGAUAAUGUUGCAUUGACCAGUGCUGAUAAGGAGUUCCUUAAUGAUAAAGAUGUUCUCUUGGUCGAAGGAAGUUCUUCUGCCAGUUCCACCAACAGUUCCAGCAACAGUUCCACCAAUAUUCUCGAUUGUGGUGGUGAGAUGGAUUCAGAGACGCUAUUCGAUGAUAAUGGUUUCAUUGGAACAGCCUUUCUUCGUCCCAGAUGUCAACAGUGUUUACGUAAACACAACGAGAGGGAGAAGCAAAAGUAUCACAAGGUUAAGGAAGAAGGAGUCAUGUGUCCAAGUCAUCCAUCGGUACCUUUGGAAGUGUGUGAUCCAGAAUUGGGCACAACAGCUUGUCAGAAAUGUUACUCGUUCACAUGGGAAAACAAUUUGCCUCUUUGA
This is a messenger RNA of Naegleria lovaniensis, 522 nucleotides long. RefSeq lists its product as uncharacterized. The coding region runs from base 1 to 522 and encodes 173 amino acids. The record is from RefSeq and is a predicted model, not a curated record. The transcript has a single exon. Lineage: Eukaryota; Heterolobosea; Eutetramitea; Acrasida; Naegleriidae.